This is a messenger RNA of Beta vulgaris subsp. vulgaris (sugar beet), 1172 nucleotides long. RefSeq lists its product as uncharacterized. Lineage: Eukaryota; Viridiplantae; Streptophyta; Magnoliopsida; Caryophyllales; Amaranthaceae. The record is from RefSeq and is a predicted model, not a curated record. The transcript has a single exon. The coding region runs from base 208 to 951 and encodes 247 amino acids.
CAAGUCCUUACUUCCUUAAUCCCACAUACUAAUAUUAUUCCCCCCAUCACCACCCUCAAACCUCAACUCAAAUAGGUAGAUAAGACUUCUUCUUCUCUUCUCAUUCUCUCUCUCUCUCUUUAUUCUCUCACAUAAACACCUCUCUUCUUCAAAAAAAAAAAAACAACCUUUUUUUACAAAAACACUCACAAAAAUACAUAAAAAACCAUGAAAAAACUCUACAAAAAAGGGCAAGUUCACCCUUCUCCAUCUCCAUCUCCAUCUCCAUCUUCAUCGUCUCCUGAAUUUUCUCUCUCCUAUCUUCCAGCUGCCAUUCUAACUCUUGCUGCAUCUCUCUCUUCUCAAGACAAAGAAGUCUUAGCUUAUCUUCUAUCUUGUUCUUCUACAACACCUUUUGAUUUUGACCCUUCAAAAUCAUCCUCCAAAAAACACCUCAAAAAUAGUAAUAAUAAUAAUAAUCAACAACAUCCUCCUUGUUUUUCCUGUUAUUGUUUCACAUGUUACACUAAUUUUUGGGCUCGUUGGGAUUCGUCCCCGAAUCGUCAGCUUAUUCAUGAGAUUAUCGACGCUUUUGAAGAUAAUUUGUUGUCUCAAAGAAAGAAGAAACAAGGAUUAAGCAGAAGAGGUAAAAGGAAGAAUAAUAACAAAGAAAAUACUUGUAUCAAAGGAAGCUUUGAUAAUAUUAAUAUUACUACAACUAAUAAUAAUAAUAUCAAUAUUAAUGUUAAUAAUAUUGAUAUUAUAAGUUGUAUUAUGAAUGAUGAUGAUGUUCAUGGCUCAGAUGGGUCUGUCCGAGUUAACACUGAGUUGGGUCGAGUUGACUCAGUGGAAGAAGAUGAAGAUGAUGAUGAUGAUGAUGUUGGUGAUGAAACAGGGGAAAAACAGGGGUCUUCUGUAAGGAAGAUUGUGAGUUUUAUUGGUGAGAGAAUUUGGGGAAGUGUUUGGGGUUGAGAAAAUGAGAAGAUGGAUAAAUUUUAAAGGUGGGUUAAUUAAGUUUUUUUUGCUAAGUUUAUGAAUCUACUUAAUUUUCUUCCCAACUUCUUUUUUUUAGUAAGUAAUUAAGACUUGUUUAGCUUUGUUUCUUAAUUACAAUCUUGUAUGAUAUACUCCCCUGCUCUUUUUUUUUUGUAUUAUUAUGUAAAAAAAAUAUAUGGGCAGUUUUGAUCUUGUCA